This is a messenger RNA of Drechmeria coniospora, 1491 nucleotides long. RefSeq lists its product as uncharacterized. The record is from RefSeq and is a predicted model, not a curated record. Gene Ontology annotation, biological process: G2/M transition of mitotic cell cycle; positive regulation of G2/MI transition of meiotic cell cycle; positive regulation of G2/M transition of mitotic cell cycle. Gene Ontology annotation, molecular function: protein tyrosine phosphatase activity. Bases 1 to 1491 code for a protein of 496 amino acids. Gene Ontology annotation, cellular component: cytoplasm; nucleus. NCBI's taxonomy places the organism in Eukaryota, Fungi, Ascomycota, Sordariomycetes, Hypocreales, Ophiocordycipitaceae. The transcript is spliced from 4 exons.
AUGGAGGCCUCAUCACCCUUGGCGGCUCUGCACCGCCCCAUGCUUCCCGCUCCUGCCUGGGGCAGCAGGGACAUCUUUCGUCCGCGGCCGCAUUCCCUGUACUCGAGUGCUGCCGGCGUCGCCGGCUCCUUCAGUCUUCGUGAGCAGCUGCACCGGGGAAGUGCCGAUUACUUCAGCGUCAAGGAUGUACGGGGCUCAUCCCCGGCCGCGAGCCUCGCCGCCGAUCUGUCCCAGAAUUUUCGCAUCGACAACGAAGCGAGUCCUCACUUUCCCACGCCCAGGCGUGCACUCUUCACGGCCAACCUGAUGGGCGGAAUGGAAAGCCGACGUAAGGCCACUCCCCCACCCCCUUCGCCGGCGAACCGUCUCGUCCUCGCGGGCCGCCAUGCUGAUGUUGACGCAGAGUUUGUCACCACGCCGCCCCUUCCGUCGUCCUCGCCAGGACCCAUGACCGAGCUCAUGGAGAUGUCGCCGCUGCCGCACAAGACGCCCUUCUCCACCCUCGUCGAGGUCAGGUCGCCGACGCCCAUCUUGACCCCCACCGUGGAGGACAAUGAUGAGAUGGUGCUCGAUUCUCCCGCUCCCAUCACCCGUCAGGGCUCGCUGGAGCCGCCGAAAUCCAUAGUGGCCGACCGAAAGAUUGCUGCUCCUCGUCGUCCGUCUCUUAGUCGCAUGAAAGGCUUGAGCACAACCGCCGUCGUCCCCGUGAGGGCCCAGACCGAAGCCCCGACGCCUGCCUUCCAGUUUGGCGGCGACUCUACCCUGGGCCACCUCGACCCCGAAGAAGCCUCCUCGUCGGGCCUCCAGUCCGUCGUGGACAUGGAAGAAGCCUACGAACUCGUGCUGCCGCAUUUCCUACCCGAAGACCCUACGGAUACGAUCCCCCGAAUCUCGCGUGAGACGUUUUUGGAUAUCCUCGACGGCAAGUACACGGACAAGUUUGACCAGAGAAUGGUCGUCGACUGCCGGUUCGAGUACGAGUACGAGGGUGGCCACAUCGAAGGGGCCGUCAACCACAAUGACAAGGAACUGCUUGGCUCCCAGCUCUUCCAGACGCCCAUGAGUGGAAAGACGUUGCUCAUCUUCCACUGCGAGUACUCGGCCCAUCGGGCACCGCUCAUGGCGCGCCACAUCCGCUCCGAGGAUCGUGGUAUCAAUGCCGAGUUCUAUCCGCGCCUCAUGUAUCCCGAGGUCUACAUCCUGGAUGGCGGUUACAGCGAGUUCUUCAAGGAGCACCGCAACAGAUGCUUCCCUCCGGAAUACGUCGAGAUGUCGGACGAGAAACAUCAGCGCACCUGCGAGCGCGAGAUGGGUCGCCUCAAGGCUCGCAAGGGCCUGGGCCGCGCCCAAACCUUUGCCUUUGGACAGCGCGUCAACGACUCCCCGACGGCGCCUGGUCGACCGGUCUCGAGGCUGGCCAUCAUCCCCACCAUCGGCCACUCGCCUCUGUUCAACGACCGAUCUCCCGCCCGUCGACUGGCAUCGUACUGA